This is a messenger RNA of Microplitis demolitor, 4657 nucleotides long. RefSeq names its product CCHC-type zinc finger nucleic acid binding protein (gene CNBP). NCBI's taxonomy places the organism in Eukaryota, Metazoa, Arthropoda, Insecta, Hymenoptera, Braconidae. The record is from RefSeq and is a predicted model, not a curated record. The coding region runs from base 423 to 986 and encodes 187 amino acids. Gene Ontology annotation, cellular component: cytoplasm. The transcript has 3 exons. Gene Ontology annotation, biological process: positive regulation of cytoplasmic translation. Gene Ontology annotation, molecular function: mRNA binding; zinc ion binding; translation regulator activity.
CACGUGUACCCUUCAUACCCCGGGGAUAUCCUUGCUUAGUAGAGAUGCCAUUUUAUUUACCUCGAGAACGUUACCGACUCACAGUUUUCGGUUCAUGAGAGAAAGAAAAUAAAACUAGUAUAACGAGAGAGAAAGUUCUAAUAAUCAUUGUAUGUGUUGUUGCUCGAGUCAAACGGUGGCGCAACCGAAUCGAGAAGAGAAAGAAUAGAAUACGCGUAAAGAAGUAAAGAGAAAAAAUAAAGAAAGAAACGUUGAAAAAUAAAAGAGCGAGAGAGAAGGACUGUAUCGGACCUCCCCAUUUGUGUAGCAGCGAUGGCGGUGUUGGUGGUGCCGACAAGAACAUUCUCCCUUCGUCUUGCACUCCCAGAGCUCUCCCCUCGCGAGUGAUAUAUUUUAAGAAUGGAGUAGACUUUUUAAAUGCCAUGAAAAUUAAAAAAAAUAUGUAUAAUCAACCGUCAGUUCGUUCGUCGCAGUCCUGGCAUCCUUAUCAAUUAAAGAUUAACAAUCGACGAAAGAUGAGUUCGAGUACUUGUUAUAAAUGCCACCGAAUGGGUCACUUCGCGCGGGAAUGCCCCCAGGGUAAUACCGGCGGACCAAGAGGAGAUCGUGGUGGACGCGGUGACAGAGACGGCGGAUUUGUACGAGGCCGUGAAAAGUGCUUCAAGUGUAACCAAUUUGGCCACUUUGCCCGUGAUUGUAAAGAAGAUCAAGAACUCUGUUACCGUUGCAGUGGUGUAGGACACAUCGCAAAAGAUUGCCAACAGGGACCCGAUCUAAACUGUUACAUUUGCAACAAACAAGGUCAUAUGGCCCGUAGUUGCCCAGAGGGUGGCAAUGAUUCCGGACGUUUUGCUCAGAAUUGCUACAACUGCAAUAAAGUAGGACACAUUGCACGUAAUUGUACCGAAGGAGGCGGAAAAAUUUGCUACAUUUGUGGCAAAAGCGGUCACAUAAGCCGUGAAUGUGACCAAGAUGACAGAAAGUAGGAGACAACAGUAAUCACUGGCGCUCGCUUAACGAUUGCGAUUGGCCGUUUAGCGUGGUGCACAACGCCUACAUCGAGAAUUGUAUCUAGGUAGAGGAUAAUUCUGUUGAAACAAUUUUAUAAUGUCAGCUACAGUUAAAGCGAUUUGAUUAUGCGUAAAUAAUAAGUCUUUUUUUUUAUAUAUAUACACAUUGUUUCGUAGCAAUUAAUCUCUACUGAUGCGUCAAGUCUCGGUUGUCCAAUACACCACAAUAAUCUCCUAUUAUAAUCCCACUCCUAAAAUUAUUCCUUGACUCCUCAAUAAAUAUUCCUCUCUGUUUCCUUUUUUAUUCAAAUUCGAUUCCCUUUUAUAAAUUAUACCCGGAGUUGUUCUCUUCGUUAAAAAAAUAAAAAGAGGCUUAACAUUUUUUUUUGACAAUGAUGCUUCGAAGUUUUUAAUUGUUACACCGAUCACUUGCGCCUGCGCGCAACGACAUGGACACUUAUUAUUAAUAUUAUAAUUAUAUACUUGUGAGGAUGAAGAAAGUUUGAUGAUGAUGAUGAUAAUGAUGAUGAUACUGAAGAUUAUGGCACUCGAGACGAAAGAUAAAAUAUUUAACUAAAACUAACAACAUACAGACACACAACACUAAUAUUUAAAUGUAAUAAUAAUAAUAACAUACAAAAAAAAAAGAACGAAAGAAUACGAACAUUUGGUUGAUCAAAUAACGCGUAGGUAUGAAUCCUCAACUCCUAUUUUUACCUUCAGACUGUCUCGUAAUCGCAUAUAGUUGCGAUGCAAGGUGUAUGGAUUUUUUUUUUCGUGUUGACCACAAUUUCAAAGUGAAAAGUUGAAGAAAACGAAUGAAAAAUUGAUGAGAUAAAAAAAAAAUUACUGAUAAUUGUAUUGUACAUUAAUUAUUAUUAUUAUUAUUAUUAUAUCAUAAAAAGGUUUUUUUUUUAUUGUAAACCGAGAAUAUUAUAUUCACGGUCGAUCAUGAAUAUUUUUUUGUUUUAAUUUAAUGGUGAUUAUAUGGUUGGAACAUAAAAAAAUUUUUUCUUGUAUAAAAUGAAGACUGAAUUGAACAGGCUUUUAAUUUUCUUUUUCUUAAGUAAAUGAGAGUUACAAAUGGGUAAAUAGUUGUUGUUAUUGAUGAUUUAUAUUUCUCUUUCCGAUAUCCACACAUCUUGUAUCUGGUCCUCCCUUUCGAGCUCUCCCUAAUUUAAUCAAAGGUUAUUGAUUAAUAAAUAAAUAUUAAUAAUUAUCAUUUCCGCGCCCAAGUAAUAAUUAUUAAAUUACGAAUUGAAAAAAUUUUAAUAAAAAAAGAAAAAGUUGAGAGCAUUUAAGCUCUGAACGCAUACAAGGGAAAAUUAGUAGCGUUUGUACGCACAAUGCGUGAGGAUAUAAUGAUUUUAUUUAUAAAUAUUUUUUAUUUGCUUUACUGAUCAAUAAUUUUAACAUUUUGAUAAAUAUUUUUUUAUAUAAUCUAUCAAUAAACGGUUACAAAAACCACAAUUAUAUCGUACAACUAUUUGUAUCUAUUAAUUAAAUUAAUAAUAAUUAGAAUCAACAACAAAAAAUUAAAAUUUUUAAAUAAAAUAUAUCUAUAAAAAUACAAGUCCUCAUACAUUGAGUUAAUACGUUACUAGAUAUAUGUGUAUAUAAUACCGUGUACGUGUAUAUACAUAUAUGUACACAUGCAUGUCAACAGGAGCUGUAUUUUGUACUGUAAAAAGCUAAGUAUACUCUGGUCGUUGCUGGUGACUAAUUUAAACGAUAUUUGUAAAUCGCGGACAUAUUAAUUGUAUACAUAAAUUUAAAAAAAAAUUAUAUGAUAAUUCAGUAAUCAUUAAAAAAUUUUUUUUUCAUAAAUUGCGUAAUUGUAAUUAUAAUUCAUCUAGGCUCAGUCAUUAGAAAUGAUUUUGAAGUUAACAGACAAUUAACAAUUUUUAGAUUUUUUUUUCAACGAGUCAUUUACAUAAAAAAAAAAAAACUAAAAAUAUGCACAUGUAAAAAAUUUAAAAAACUACAGGUGUAUUUUUUUCAAAUAUUUUUUUUGUAAUUUGUCGUUUUUAAAAAAAUCUUAAAAUUAUUAGUCGGUUAACUUCAGUAUCAUAGUGAGAAAACUAUUUUUUGAGUGUAUGAAAAAAAGAAAAAAAAAUAUGAUCAGUAGACGAAAAAAAAAUUUAUAUGACUCAAAUGUUUUUAUUUAUCAUAAACACUAGACUAGUGUGAUAAUUGAUAAUAAAUAUAUUUGUCCAAUAAUAUUUAAUAAAAUAUAUAAACAGUGGGAUAAUUUGAUCGGUCUAGAUAUGCGUGAUAAUAAAUUUAAAGAAAAACAAUGAGUACACGUGAUUAAGUAAUAAAGUAAUUGUUAUUUGAGAUUAAUAGUUAAGAUUUUUAAAAUCUAUAAUCAAGUAAUUAUUUUUGCGUAAAUCGUGCAAAUGUUUAUUUAAAAUUUUUCUUUAUUAUUCGAAUAGUAAUUUUUAAACGAGUGUAUUUUUUAGUUCGUAUGAAAAUGUGAUGGCAUAAAUUUGUAAAUUAAUACACGAUUUACAAAAACAGUUAUAAUAAUAGUAAGGAAGAAAAAUGAUGAUACAUAGUAAUGAAUAUGGAGAAUAGACUACACUACAAUAAUUAACAAUUUUCUGAUUGUUUUUUCUACAAACCAAUUACAAAAAAAAGAAAACUAAAAAUAUGCACAUGUAGAAAAUUGAAAAUACUGUACGUUUUUUUUUUUAAUAUUUUUUUUUUUUUAUAACUUAUCAUUUUUAAAAAAAUCCAAAAAUUAUUAAACGUCUACUGACUUCAGUAUCAAAAAUUUUCACUAUAAAAUGAAAACAAAAAUUUUUUUAGGCCUGGAAAAAAUUUCUUGGUAUUAAAAAAUUUUUCUUUCCUCAAGAAAAUUUUUUCUCGCCCCAUGAAAAUUUUCGUUUUCAAUUAAUGAUACAAGGAAUUUAUAUAAUACUGAAAUUAGCCAUCUAAUAAUUUUUGGAUUUUUUAUAGAAGGAUAAAUAAUAAAAAAAAAAUAUUUUAAAAAAUUGCACCUAUAGUUUUUAAAAUUUUCUACACAUGCAUACUUAAAAUUUUUUUUUUUAAAUUAAAUUGUUGCAAGAAAAAUUAGAAAAUUGUUAAUUGUCUAGUAACUUCAGGAUCAUGAAUUUAUUGAGUCGAUUAAGAAUUUUUUGUACCGAACUCCAGUCUCCGAAGUAAUGAUGAAACAUAAGACUUAAAAUAGUUAUACCAGCAGCGACAUGUGUAUUUAUUAUCAACAGCCAGGCGUGCCUGAGUUGGUGGAACUGAAGUGUCACGUGUAUUUAUAAUUAAGUAAUAGUUGAGAUGUCAGGUAUCCUGACAAACAAUUAAUUUUUAUAUACACUAAACUCUUUGGGACUGAAUCCGAUUUCAAGCGUUAUAUCGUGUAGAAUUUUUAGUGCGCUAGUGCGUCUGACGAGAUUUGGAGGAUCAAAAAUAAUAAGAAGAGAUAAAUUUUAUUUCGUUAUUUAAUACUGAUGUAAUAAUGAUGGUCUUUGAUAUUAAUCCCAUUUCUUAUACCUAAUAUUAAAGAAUAAUUACUUAAUUAAAAAGCUAUAAAUUUAAUAAUAACACUCUUAGUGAUGUUUAUGAUGAUGUAGAACUUAUUUUAUAAAUUUAAAUAAAAAUUAUGGGAGGAUGUGAGUUUGUAACAUCAA